Drosophila bipectinata is the source of this 594-nucleotide messenger RNA. RefSeq lists its product as uncharacterized. The record is from RefSeq and is a predicted model, not a curated record. Lineage: Eukaryota; Metazoa; Arthropoda; Insecta; Diptera; Drosophilidae.
AUUUUUCGGUACAGAGGGGAGUCAAUUCUCGGGGGACAAAGAGCUCGCCAAACGUUGGCUUCGUCUGCUGCUCCCGAAAGGAAUGAAAGCGUCGGUGGUAACCAAAGGAGUGGUAACCGAGGGAUUCGUAACCGAAUCUAUGAAUCCAAUGGUAAAUUUUAUUUUCCGAACGGAAAGGAAGCCCCUAUUCGAUAUCUUAGGGAUUUUCGCCACCGCGCACGGCAACGGAAAGCCGCACAGCAACGGAAAGCCGCACAGCAACGGAAAGCCGCACUUGGGCAACACCAGCCGGCCAACCAGGCCAGCGGUGAGCCGGCCAACCUUGCCAGCGGUGAGCCGGCCAACCAGGCCAGCGGUGAGCCGGCCAACCAGGCCAGCGGUGAGCCGGCCAACCAGGCCAGCGGUGAGCCGGCCAACCACGCCAGCGAUGAGCCGGCCAACCUGGCCAGCGAUGAGCCGUCCUGCGAUCAGCAGCCAGCGCCGAACGCCUGAUUCAAUCGGCCGAUUUGACUUGCACCUUUCUAGGAACCUAAUUUGCAGCCGUCCAUGUCCAUGUUGAUCCAGGAUCCCAAAAUAAACUACAAAUAAUGCAAC